AUGGAGCACAGAGCUGAAGGCCAACGGUCUGUUCAAGGACCUUCCAAUUCCAAUAAUGCUAAUAACAGACUUUUGGAGGUCAAUGAGUUGGGUAGUGUGAGGCCUGUGAACUUUUCAAUUCAGACCGGUGAGGAGUUUGCUCUUGAAUUUAUGCGAGACCGUGCAAACUCUAGGAAGGUCUCCACUCAACUUGCAUCUGGAGAUCAAAGCAAUGCUGCUGGAUACAUGGACUUGAGAGGAAUUCUGGGCAUUUCCCAUGGAGAAUCUGAAAGUGGAUCUGACGUUUCAUUGUUUGCUUCAGCAGAGAAAGGCUGGGCAACAGAUUUAGGUAACAAAAGCCUGCUUUCCUCUGAAAAUAAGGGUCACUACAAAUCUGCUCAAUCCACACAAUUUACGUCAUCAGCUGAUGGCAGCAAUCGUGGGAAUCCUCAUGGGUAUGCCUCUUCUGGGGCUUCUGACACAUUUUCGUCGAAGAAGUUUCUAUGUAGUUUUGGUGGUAAAAUUUUACCCCGACCGUCUGAUGGAAAGCUCAGGUAUGUAGGGGGCCAAACGCGUAUGAUUCGAAUUAACAAGGACAUCUCUUGGCAGGAAUUUGUUCAGAAGAUAUCAGCAAUUUAUACCCAAGCUCAUACAAUUAAAUAUCAGUUACCAGGUGAGGAUCUUGAUGCAUUGGUGUCUGUUUCUUGUGAUGAAGAUUUGCAGAAUAUGAUGGAGGAAUAUAGUGUCCUAGAUGGUGGUGAAGGAUCGCAGAAACUCAGAAUAUUUCUCUUCUCUCCUGGUGAUUUUGAUGAUUCGCAGUUUGGUCUUGGCAGCAUGGAGGGAGAUUCUGAAAUCCAGUAUGUAGUUGCUGUUAAUGGCAUGGACCUUGGCUCUGGAAAGAUUUCUAAUGGUCAUGAUCCGCUCAGUAUGUCAACGAACAAACUAGAUCUACUGAACCUUAAUAGUAAUGAUGAUAAGGCAACAAAAAGGUCUGAUUUGGAGCUGUUUGGGGCUGGUGGUACUCCCAUGGUCGAUACACUCACUACACAAUCUUCUGUGUCUGUCCCAGCGGGUUUGCCAAAUGACAGCAAGGAUCAGAGAAUUCGUCUUGAGGAAGUUCAGCAAUGCUUUCCCCCUAAUAGAAAUAAUGCUUAUGACGAGGUCAGUAAUACUAACAGCAGGUUUCCUAUGCCGCCAUCUUUGCCGUCUGACUAUGACUACAUGGCCAGUUAUGGACCAUAUGGUGGAGCAUCUGUUGCAAUGCCAGCCCAUGAACUUCCUCCGCCUUCUAAACAAGGGGGUGCAACUGAAGACCUUUAUGGUAGUUUUCAAACAGAGAAAGAAAUGUCAGGAAAAGAUGCCAAGUUACAAGUUGAGGCAACUGUCCCCCAGAAGUCUGAAGGUGAACAGAUUGGAUCACUGGACGCUGAGUUAGACACAGUGCAUGCUCAUCAGCACGAGGAACUCUCCUCUGAGCACUUACGAGCAGAGGAGUCCUAUCAUUCUUUUUUCCAAGAAUAUAAAACAAUUCCGAUGGGUUCGAAAGUCAAGGGUCAUUCUGAACCUGAAGGUCCUGAGCGAAAAUUGUCGCCACUUGAAUCAGGGAAUGAUAGCCAAAUUCGUGGAUCAAAUGAUGGAGGUCUUGACGCAUCUGGUGAAGUCCAAACUUCUGGGUUUUCUCCUAAUGAAACUGAUGUGAAAGAUAUCAGCCACAGUGAUGGACCUUCACGUCUUUUCCGUAUUUUCCAUUCUGAGACAAUCCCCCGUGGUCAGUCUGAUUUAGCUAAUCGAUUAUCGAAAUCUGAUGAUUCCAUUGGUUCUCAGUUUCGGAUACCUCAUCCACAUGCCGGUCUGCCACAGCAAGAGACAAUAUCUGAAUCUUUAAAUCAGUUGCAUGAAAGUAACCCAGUUUCCCAGUCCGAAGCUGCUACCCGCAAGCAAUCAUACCUUAGUGUGACAACUGUUGAAGAUGGUUUGCUGCAGUUUGAAAAAUACAAGGAGAUGGCUGAUGCUAUUGUGCAAACACAUCAAGUCGAGACUGAAUUGGCAAACGAAGAUCUUAACAUUGCAAGUCCAACCCAUCUUCCUAUGUUGCCGGACAAUGAUUUAACUGAUCAGAGUAGGCGUGACUCAGAAGAAGGAAUGGGUGUCCAUGGAGUGCAGGCAACAGUUGUGCAAAACGAAUCUGUCGGUGAGGGUCAGAGCUUUACAAUUGGAAAGAAGCUUCAGAAAUCUGAGUUCCCGAAUGUUAUAUUAGCUUCUUCUGAUGAAAAAGGGAAUGCUAAUGAUGAUAUGAUCUAUCUUGAUGGUGGUACUAGAAUACCAUUGGAUAGUUUCAUGUCUGAUGGUGCCAGUGGGAAACCGAAAGUUCAAUCUGAAGAGCCAUCCAUUGGUAAAUCUGAGUCAACUGUAACCACAGGAAUUGGAAAUUUUUCCAAGAAGCAGGAUGACCAUGCUUCCAGUUUGUCUGAACUUCACUGGGGGGAAAUUUCAACAGCAUCUGUGUAUGCUAACGAUUCCCGAGGACAAUUUCUAACCACACAAUUUGCUUGGCCAGGGAACUCUGCUGGAACUGUUUCUCAGGCAGAAUCGUCUGGUUAUGAUGCUAAGUCACAGCAUAGGGACAUAUGCAUUGACAUUGAUGAUCGAUUUCCUCGUGAUCUGCUCUCUGAUCUUUUCUCUAAAGCUAGAAUCACCCAAGAUUCUUCAACUAUGCAUACUAUACGCAACGAUGACAUUGGGCUUAGCUUGGACAUGCACAAUCCUGAACCCAAGCGCUGGUCUUUCUUCCGGAAUUUGGCACAAGAUGAAUUCAACCAUACUCGUAAAGAUGUUUCUCUUAUUGAUCAAGAUCAAAUUCCUUACACAUCUUCUCUAGCAAAUGUGGAGAAUGUAGGGCAUAUGACAUACGAGUUUUCAGACAGGGAAAUCUUUAAUGCAUCUCAACUUGACUUUGAUGGAGACAUACAUGGACCAUCUGGUAAUGUCAGUGAUGCUGUCUCAUUAUCACAUAUAUAUAUGCCAACUCAGGCCAUUUCUCAUCAUAAUGCUGAUAAAGGCGAUGGUGUGCAAACUGAAAUUCAUUUGACUCCUCUGUCAGAGUAUGAGGUAGUUUCCUUUUGCCUCGAAAACUUUUAACGUUCAUCUGGUCUUGUAUGAGGAAUCAUAAUGAUCCUCUUAGAUUUCAGUUAGACACUUAUAACUCAGUUAAGAUUCCAGUAUCAUUGUAUAUCCACAACAUGAAGGUGAACUUGUCCUCAUAAUGAGUAAGUUGGCUAUCAUAGCCCAUUUCUUGAAAAAAUCUAGGAGGACGAGGAUCUUUGGAUCCAUGCUUUGGAAACACAUUAGCUACUCUCGUACGUUCUGGUAUUUGCUUAUUAACUAACUACUGAUUCCGUUCAGUACAGCCCUCAACACACUCACUACCAUUUCCACUGCAAAUAACCGAAUAGAUUUUCUUACAAUUACCAUAUCCACUGUGAAACACAGAUUUCUGCAUAUUGCCACAGUCGUUGUCAACAAACAUCAGUCUCUACUACCACCCGUAACAUGCUGCCCUCAAUUGUUACUGGUGUUGCUGCUUGCCACUUUUGUUCCUCUUGCACCCUAAAAGCUGGCAGGAACCGUCAUGAACAACCUUCAAUACCAGCUGCCAUUAUCAUCAUUGACUAACACUUCCACUAAAUGCCAUUGUCAGCUUCAACCAUCGUCAUCACUUCCAGUGAUCAACCCUAUCUGUUGGUGUUGCCGUCUUUCAUUGUUCAUCACCUGCUGCCACUUGUCACCAAACUGCUGUACAAUCACAAUUUUGGUGCUUUUUUCCAGUUGCCUGACCUGUCGCUGCACUAAUUACCACUAUCACAGCUUACCAUUUCUAAAACUGUCAUCAUCUUUCAAAUGCUUAUUACCAGGUUGUAAAUUUCAAUGUUUUAAAAUUGAUUUGGGUUAGUAUUUCGAAACAUAUAGUUUCAGAAAGUUCAGUUAUCUCACAUUUCUAACUUCUAAUAAUUUUUAUCAAUACAAUCAUAAUAUAAACACGAAUAUCAGAUUGCAUACUUUCGAUUUCAGUGCCAUCGAGCACUGUUUUUAUAGUUAAAAUUAAAUUACCCCUUGUUGCUUACAGGACAUGAAGUUGGACUUCGGCAAUAUUGGUGGGCCAGCUAUUGAUACCUCUUUGGGUGAUAUUGAUCUGAGCAAUUUGCAGGUUCUUUUUUUUGUCUUAAACUGCUAUCCACAUGUCCAACUUUCUACGAUUUUGCUAAAGAAAUUUGAUGAUUGUAAAAUUUCAGCUGCUUUAAAAGAGGAUAAAAGUAGAAGAUAAAAGUGUUGUGUCCUUCCGACCUGACCUGAUCCUAUUUUUAUUUACAGUGAUAGGUCAUAUUUUCCUUGAUUUAGUGCCUUACUGAGUGACUCACUUUUUUUUUUUUUGAAGAAUUAUAACUUCUUCAAAUUAUUUGUGUUUAGUAAUAUGUCGAGUGUAGCACAAACGUUAUUUUGUGUAGCAUCAAAUGGCUACCUGGUAUGUAGAGGAUUUCUUCUGAAGUCAAGUAUAAUCAGCGACUUCCCAUGUGGAUUCUCACUUAGAAUAACCAGCAGAGUUGGCCAUUUAGCACAGCUGCUGAAGUUUUUUCUCCCAAAUUGUUUCUUGCCAUCCAGUUACUAUCUGAAAUGGGCAACCGAUGAGAUAAUGAUAGGAUCUCAAAUCAAAGAACGACGAACUAUUCUUAUUAGAUGAAAGCAAUCUCUUGAACAGAAACAAAUAAAGAUAAAGAAACAGUAGAAGAACCUAGAACAGAUGGGAGGGUCGCAUACAACCCUCCAAUCUCCCUCUUAGAUCCAUGAGAUACUAUCACCGAUUUCCUCCUCCCUCCCCUUCCUGCUCCUCCUGUCCCUAUAUACUCUCCUUCUCUUCGCCCCAUUUAGGCAGUUAUUCUCUUCUCAUAACUGCUCCUUGCCAUAACUGCGCCUUUCCUGAAUCAUGCUGACCGUUACUGACUUAUUGGGCUUUGGGCCUUCUUCCUUCUAGAAUGUGCGUGGAGGCUUAUCAGAUAAUAAUCAAAGGUUUAAUAGAUUGCCAUUGAGUAUGUUUCGUUAUGUUUGCUCUGUUGCCAACUAUGGGAUAAGUGAAGCAACUUUUGGCACCAUGUUUUUUUUAUAUUUUUGGUGGAAAGCAAAUCUUCUUUGAUAAUGGAAAAAAGUAAGGCAAAAUGCUUUAUGCAUAUGUUGCCAAAAAGAGACGAUUUUUACAUGAUCAAAUGGUGUAAAUCCCACCCAUUUUUCAAGCAAUGGAUAGAGCUUAGACUUCAUCCUAGAUCUCACACAGAGGUACGUGACAUUGCGUCCUCAGAGGAAGCUGAGUCUGCAGAUCGGUCGCCACAAUUCAGUUAAUGAAAAAGAUACUGAGCAGUUCUCAGUGUUAGCAAUGCCAUUAUUCGUAUCUAGGAACUUAUUAUUCCUCGCCCACCAAAUGGCCCAUUGAAUAUCAUGAAGGAGCAUGCAGUCUGUAGGUGGACCGGAUAAGAAGACUUCCAUCAGUUCACAGGUUGAAAAUCCUCUUGAUAUCCCUUGGUUUCCCAAGGCCGGUAGCAUUCCCAGAAAAUACAAGCUCAGUCAACAGAUAACCCACUAUUUCUGUCCAGAAUCUAGUGCUGACAGCUUGGGUCUAUUCGUCAAAUAAAAGGCGUUAUUGAUUGCCACUGGAAAGGCCUUCAUUUGCACGGGCUCAUUUCACCACAUCAAUCAAUCAAUCCGUUGCACAGGAUUGCACGGAGUUGGCAUCUUUGGCUCUCAUUUCCAUUUCCUAUCAUUCUCUGAACAGUUUCCUGCCAGAUUUUGUGCUGAAGAGGAAUACCACAUCUUCCUUCUCUUUAAGGUCCCUUUCAAAUGAGUAUAGAUUUUGUUUCUUGCUUUGCUUUGCCUUUAUUUAUAGAUAUCUGGUGCGAACAGUUGAAUUUAGACGCCAGACAUUUAUCCGAAAGACAAAUUCGGCGAUCCCUUAAUUUACUUUUGUAAAAGGUUCAAAAACAUAUUUAUACUUGUGAAUGUUUCUCUGCCCAUUAAAAAAUAAGCGAAGACAUUUGAGUAAUGCUAUGUUCCUGGCUUCUCGUAUGUCAUUUACUUUUGAUUAUCCUCUCCCCAGAGCUUCUCCUAUCCUGGCGUCAUCUGACUCGAUAAAAGAGUUUUAUUGAAAUUGGUAAUAUUUACUUUACUUCGGGCUACUUGAUGCAAACCCACUCUGGUUUGAAAGUUUUUCUCAGACACAAUCAUCCCAAGUACAAUGCAAAGUUUCUUUUGGUUCUUCUUUGGUCAUCGACAUCAGUUUCAAAGAAAAAUAUACCGUUUGCAUAUGCUGAAUGCGUUGGACUCGUGCUGUGUCUCCUUAAGCCUAAUAGAAGACUAGUAUUGCCAGGUUUUGAUGUAAUUAUAAUUCAGGUUUUAUUUCACUAAGCAAAGUAAAUCAGAGAAGAUCCCUCUCAGCUGCACCAAUUCUGUUCCAUCCUUUCAUCCAGUACUUCCUGCCCAGACCACUUUCCUCCAUCUCCUUCACUCAUCAAAGGAUUUAAAUUUGUAGUGGAAAGUAAAAUGGAAAUGGGAGCUGUCCUUUUUCUGUGUAACACUGGAAGAGUGCUUUCAGAAGAUUAGAAGGAUCAGAAUCAGGUCGGGAUCUAUUUUGGAUGCCCUUUCCUGUUCCCUUUCAACAACGAACCUGGGAUGCCCGUUCCAACCUCACAAGAUAAUCCUUGCUAAUUUUUGAUCUAUUUCAUUACUUUGGGGCCAUCACAGAAAGUAUUCUGUCAAAUUUGAUAUAAGCUCUGAAAUUUUCGUUUUGUGUUCCAUCUGUUAUAGUUCUUUGUCCUUCUUAACAUUAUUGUGUUUAUACCUAAUAAACAGAAAAUAAAGAAUGAGGAUCUCGAAGAGCUGAGGGAAUUAGGUUCUGGCACAUUUGGGACUGUCUAUCAUGGUAAGUGGAGGGGCACUGAUGUUGCCAUUAAGAGAAUAAAGAAGAGCUGCUUCACUGGUCGAUCAUCUGAGCAAGAGAGAUUGGUAAGCUUCCAGACUAAUUACAUUUCUUAAUCCCAAAUUGGGAUGCCAGUUUCAAAUGAAAAAACCGAAACCGCAUUUCAUGAUCAAGAAGAAUAAAUUUAUUCUUUCCGAACUGAAAUAGGUGGAAGCGUUUUUUGCUUGAAAUUCUUCUGCGCGUUUUUCUUUCUAUUAUUCUUCUCUCAGGAAGAAACUUUGCAUAAAGCAUCUUUAAUCUUUCGUCAUGUAUCGUUUUGACUUUUUUGAUGCCUAUGAUUCAGACACUCAGGUCAGGUUGAACUAGACAUCAGAAACAUUGGUUUUCUUGACUGAAAAGCUUCAUGUCUAACUCCUAUUUUUCAUAUACUGCCAGCAGUUUGUCUGGACUAAACGCUGAUUCGCUCAAUUUGCUAUGCUUUAGGUUAGCCAUCUUGAGACAUGUCUAUAUCAGGCGUAUGCCAACUAAAUAAAAAAAACAAUUUAGUAUUUCCAAUUCAGGAAAAAUGCAUGCCAAUUUUUUGGAGAUCCGUAAGCUCAGGAUUGGAUUCUUUUAUGAAAUUUCACUGUCACCUCCGUCGAAUUUGGUAUAUCAUUAUUUCACGGAUCAUAAUGUUUUUUCCCAAGUAAUGGCUCAGAUUCUGCUAAAACAUGUGUUUUGAACACCAUUUGAGACUGAAAGUCCUGUGUUAUUUGCAUAACCAAAAGAUAAAGCGCAAUGUUGGCCUUUUUUUUUUCUAUUUCAUCCUCUUUAUAUGUAAUAAAGUAUCACUUCUCAGACUGUGGAAUUUUGGCGGGAAGCUGAAAUUCUCUCAAAACUUCACCAUCCCAAUGUGGUGGCUUUUUACGGUGUUGUUGAAGAUGGACCUGGCGGCACCCUUGCCACUGUGACCGAAUUUAUGGUCAAUGGUUCUCUUAGGCACGUUUUACUGCGCAACUACAGGUAUAACCUUUCGAGACUUUUGCAGAUCGAAGUUAUGGUACAUGUACUCAAGACUAAGUUACUCCAUUGGGGAUGACAGGUACCUUGAUCCUCGUAAGCGGCUGAUAAUUGCAAUGGAUGCAGCCAUCGGAAUGGAAUAUUUGCACUCUAAAAAUAUUGUGCAUUUUGAUUUAAAGUGUGAUAACUUGCUUGUGAACCUCAAAGAUCCUCAGCGGCCUAUUUGCAAGGUAAAUCACUCUUUCUUUACAUUCUUUAAUUUCUUAUAGUGACCUUUUCUAUUGUUAAUUUUUUGCUGGAUGGUAUUUUGUUCUUGUUACUGGCUGGACUUUGAUUGCAUGCUUAUUGAAACAUUUUUUUUAUGGUGCAGUUGCGCACAUUCUUGACUAGUUUGAGCGUAGCAAAUUGGUUGUGUGUACAUGUGAUGGAGUACUUGCUGAUGAUGUAUUUAAUUUUCUUGUUUAGGUAGGUGAUUUUGGUUUGUCGAAGAUCAAACGUAAUACCCUGGUUUCUGGUGGAGUAAGAGGAACAUUGCCAUGGAUGGCUCCAGAAUUAUUGAGCGGCAGCAGCAGCAAAGUAUCUGAGAAGGUAGUGCUUCCUUUCAUUGAUCAAGAUGAUACUUAAUAUCUAAAAAAUUAUUCUGAGUUUUAAGCGUCUUUUAAGAUGUCUGCAUGAUAUGAUAAGAUAUCGAAGAAGAGUUGACAGCAACUAUGGAACAACUAUUCUGUAGCAGUUUACUGUUAUUAUGGUUGACAACCAUUUUCAGUCAAGAAUGCAUUAUUGAAUGUGUGGGAUUAAUUGAGUCCUCUACACUCACUGAGAGUUGCAUGUGUGAAUCAUUUGCUGAGAGUCAAGUCAGCUAUUCUCAGUCUGGAUAUGCCAUCUUUUUAGAAGGUGAAGAGGUCUCACUAGAAUCGUCACUCUUCUUAAAGCCCUUCAAGGUGGCUUGCUGGAUUCGUUGGAAUCACAGGAAGGAAGAAGAGGAAGAAAAAGAAGAGAAGGACGAGGAAAAUAGGAAGAUUAUUCUCUACUGCUGAUCCUCUAUUUUUCUUCAUUUUCUUCUGUUCUUUCUCCUCUUCAUCUUCACCCUUGCUUCUUUUGUUGUUCUCAUGACCUGGGUGAUCUGGAUCACAUUGUAUUUGUGUUCAAAAAGAUGCACAGGAAUCAAGAUGCAUCUUUAAAAAUUAUAGCGAUCGGGAUUUCGUUCUUAAAUAUUUGUAGAAAUUAUCUUAGAAAAGAAUAUAUAUAUUUUAUUUUUUCUGCUCUUUUCCUGGGUUUAAAGAUUUCUUCUGAGUUGGAUUUAUAUGAUCGCCUCUCAAAGGAUCCAGUAGAUUAUAUCUCAUAAUGAUGGUAAAAAAGUUGCUCUCCAAAGCAAUUCUUCAAAUCAAGGUGUCAAAACCGCAUACUUCAAGUUGCAGAAAUUCAAAUUCAUAUUUACAGAGUUAAAUUCAUCAUUUUUUGAUUUUCUUGGCCUACUUUACUGGUUUUUCCUGUUAGAGGUAGGAAUGUAGCUAAGUAUUCACCAGGUAGUACUAAACCCUCCAUUCAAUUAUUUUUCAAACGUGGAAAUGUUUUUCAUAGUAGGGUUGAAAUCAAAGUUGUUGUCUUGGAUCAUGCUUAUAUAGAAUUGAAUACAUAGAUUAUAAUAUAAGUAAGUUAUAUUAUUGCCUUUUCUUACGCAUUAGAGCAAAUUCUUGUCUGGUUUUCAGAAUUUAUGAUGCUAUGACCCGCAGGUGGAUGUAUUUUCCUUUGGUAUUGUAAUGUGGGAGAUUCUUACCGGCGAGGAACCUUAUGCAAACAUGCACUACGGUGCAAUCAUAGGUACGGAGUAUAAUACCCAUUUGCCUUUAAUAGUUUCAGAAUGGGGAAGACUGAAAUAUUCUGUGUGUGUGGUGGGGGGCGCAUUUGGAAACAGAAGUCUCCUCUGUAUAUAUACACGUCUGCUAAAUCUUCUUCUUCUUCAUCAUCAUCAUCAUCAUCUUCUUCUUCUUCUUCUUCUUCUUCUUACUUGGGACUCAGGAGGAAUCGUCAGCAAUACCUUGAGACCACCUGUUCCGGCUUCCUGCGACCCGGAGUGGAGGCGGCUCAUGGAGCAAUGCUGGGCACCUGAUCCUGUGCAGCGGCCGUCAUUCACGGAGAUUGCAGGCCGCCUCCGGGCGAUGUCCGUCGCCCUUCAGCACAAGACCCACAAUGCAAAAUGA
Molecule: messenger RNA, 10137 nt
Organism: Spirodela intermedia
Lineage: Eukaryota; Viridiplantae; Streptophyta; Magnoliopsida; Alismatales; Araceae
Source: the annotation of a GenBank genome assembly